AUGCGGUCGUCGCGUCAUCUCGCGUGGUGGCGUGUUUUCAUUCUGUGUUUGUGUUGUUGUGUUGUUGUUGUCAACGGCAUCGCAUCCCCUAACAACACCAACAACAAAGAAGAAGAAGAAGAAGAAGUCCCGAGAUGUUUCCACGCGAACGCGAAAGGUCGACGCGCGUCCAACGAGGACGAAACGCUGUGCGCUACAAUAGAAGCACCGAGGGAACUCGAAGAAGAGGGAGGAGAAAGAAUGGGGGUUGGUAAAAAGCAGUUUUUGGUCGCGGCGGUGUUUGAUGGACACGACGGACGCUUCGUGAGCUCGCAGGCGAGGAAACUCGUCGCGGAGAGCGUGGAGCGGAGACUUUUCGAGAAAGAGGAAGGACGUUUUAAGAAGGACGAGGACUAUUCUGCGAAGGGUGAGAUGAGCACGACGGGCGACGAUGAUGAUAACGUGGAGAUGGAAGAAAGAAGGGAACGAGGGGCGUUGGAGAUGGCGUUGCGAGACGUUCACGAGACCAUCGAGAGGAAGAUGACGGAUGGCGCCAACCCAGACGCUUCGGCGGGGGAUGGUUUGCGCGUUGGCGGAUCGACGGCGUUGGUCGCUCUGAUUUCUCCCGAUUUAUCACGCGCCUCGUUCGCGUGGGUUGGAGAUUCGAGAGCGUACGCGUGUGAAAGCACUCGAAACGAGGCAAAGGUAAUCACGAGGGAUCACACGGUGAAAGCGAGUUUGGAGGAAGCGGAAAGGGUAAGGAAGAUGGGCGGCGUCGUGACCGGGGACCGAGCGGAGGGGAUUUUGGUCACCCGGGCGUUGGGGGAUUUUGAAAGCCGAGGGGUUGGCGGAGCAAAAGCGGAAACAAGGACGGUGCGUUUUGAGGAAUUCGCGGAGAGGUGGGAUGAGGAGGGGGAAAAGGAAGAGAGUAGUAGAGGUAGCGGUAGGGGUUUAGAAUACGCGAGUAAUCCUCGCGAACGCGCGGAAGAAAUUAGAAAAAGGAGACGAGAGGGUGGUAGCGGAGAUGGAGAGAAGGAUUCGUUGUCUGUUUCUUCUUCUCCAUCGUCCUCGCCGAUUCCAAAGAGAAAGAGUCGGGCGAGAAGAAGAAUACGCGGCAUCGUUCUCGUGUCGGACGGCGUCAUCGAAAAAGCAGAAGACGAGGGGGAAAGCGGACAGUUCAUGAACGAACUGUGCGAGAUUUUAUUUGGAGAUGUGGACACGGUCACCGUGAGAAGACGCAUUAAACGAAGACGAUCUCGUUUAGAAACCACAACGAUUGCAUUGAAACCGGUGCCAAAUCGGAUGAAUGCUAUCAAAGACGCGAAGGCAAAGGAGCAUGAAACGAGUCCGGAGGACGACGAGGCGUUCAAUAGUAACGAACAACCGCCAGAGAAUGAUAUAUUUAACAGCGAUCUGGUGGAAUUGAAAGUCGACGGCGAAGUCGAGCUCGAACCAGAUGAAAAGGUAUUUCCAAUAGAAGCGUGGGCAGACAUCCGAAGUUUUGGAGAAAAUAUCGAUAUGGCAAAGAACGCUCGAUUGACGUGUGAAAUGGCAAUCGCGAUGGGAAGCAAAGACAACGUAGCGGUAGCAGCCAUUAAGUUCCCAGAUGUCGAGGAGGAACCUGUACCGUUAAAUUCAGAAGAAAAAGAAGAGAUCGUGUACGCUAAGAUCGAAACAUCACGCGCCGAAAAUGAAGCGGACGCAAACCGCCUCACGGUUGCCGAUCGGCGCCGGAACGACGGCCGCAUUUUUUCAAUCGACCCGAAGCCCGGUGCGGUAAUCGCCAACGCCUUUCGGUUGAACGAAAUCGUCGCAUUGAGUAACGGUCCAAUAAAGAAUUAUCACGACGGUGUCUUGCUCGGCAACGAACAAGACGAGAGAGAGGGAAGAGUAGGAUCAGACAUCGUGCAAAAGUAUAUCGUGGGAGGCGAAGGAUACCAGUCCUAUUCAGAGGCCAUAGAAAUUCCUUGGAACGUUGAUUUAUACGAAUACGGCGAAUAUUUUGACUUUGAUGGAAGCUAUUUUUCUUCGGCAUCCGGCGCAUUGCCCGAGGGAAAUAGUGUGGGAGAAGCGCACAAACAAAUGAUCAAAUUGACAGACGCGGAUAAAGCGUUUGCAAUGCUCAUGGUUGCGCCAGCUUCCUCGCGCGAGCACAGAAAAAGAGCCGCGAUGAAAGUGGAAACGCCGCCUCCCGGUGGAGUUCUUUCGAAUUGGUGGCUUCGAGCGAAGAGCGGCAUAUCCUCCGUGUUCUUCUCAACGGCACCAGUGGAAGAAGAAGAGAAAAAAAGAGAGUUGAAAGAGGAUGUCGUGCUCGUACCUACAUCGACAUCUGCGCAACACGAAGAUGCUACGCGCUCGAACCGUAAAAGAGUAUUCGCCAAAGGUCAUUUUGGUGAAGUGUGGCGAGCGACAGCUUUCGACGUCGGCACAGUCACGCCACAAUGUCGCACGAGCGCAAAUGAUGAGAGUCUGGAGAGCGAUUCGAGCGAUUUCGAAGAGAAUGAUGCGAGUUCUUCUUUCGUCAUUAAACGCAUAUUUGUCGAAAGAGGAGACGAUGUGCGGAGAUCUGGAAGCCGAGAAAUGUACUUUGGAAAUUUAUUUUGUGACGUAACUCCAAAUGUCGCUCGUUUUCAUCGCGCAUUCGAAACGACAACGACAACGUCAGAUUCGUCAUCUUCCGAAGAAAAGGAGUUAUGGUUAGCGUUUAGAGACGAAGGAACUUCGUUGGAUCGAUUGAUGUACGAAGAAGGUCAAGGCGGAAUGUUGCGACCGUCAGAGUGGUGGAUCGAACAGCGCAAAAUUGCUGAUGAAAACGGGAGAAGAACGAGAAACGAGAUUCUUAAUGCACGCCAGAAUGAAACUUCGGGUAGCUCGAGAGAUGAAAACGCUUCCACGGCACCUACUUCAUUCCCCCAAAGAGAUGCUUUGCGUGAAAUUUUGCUCGAAAUCGCGCGCGGUGUUGCGAAAGUUCACCAAUCGAACGUGGCGCAUCGCGACAUCAAGCCCGCGAACGUUUUCAUAGCAUUUGAAAACGGCGAUACCGGAACUCCUCCGUCCUCCUCCGCCCUUUUUUCCUCGACGGUCGCGGUUAGCGAUGUGCGCAUAGGCGACUUUGGAUCUGCGGUGGAUGCGGGAUCCUUCGAUACGUUGUUUGGUCCGCUCGGGCCGAACUCGGAUCAAGAAACGCCUGAUUUCGCACCUCCCGAGUCCUUAUUUCGCGCGAAAAAUCAACACCCCGAGCAUCACACGCUCGCGUCGUUUGAUAUUAAGAAGUAUAAAAUGUAUGACGCGUGGUCGCUCGGGAUUUUAUACUUAGAGGUUUUAGCUCUAGGAACUUCACGCGUUUGGGACGACAACGGUUUCGCGACGACGAGCGAUGCUGGCAAGCGAGAGCGAUUACGACGGGACGAUUCAUUGCGCGAUGCGAGCGCGGAAACACGACUGGCAUAUAACAGAAUUAGAGCGAUGCUAUCUAUGUGUAUUGCGCCGUCCUAUGCUAACUUUGGCGUAAACAGUGGCGUUGAAUCGAGCGUUCGAGACGACGCGAAGUAUCCUCGUCCUGGCGAAUCAAACGAAGAACAGAGCGAAGAUGAUAAGGAAGAUAUCGAUAACCGCGGUAACGGUAGUGUGUAUUCCGGCGCUUGUCUCGAAGAUAAUAUCAUGCGAAGAAUCAAGCUCCGCGACCCGCUGCGACUUGGAUUACCCAACGCCUGGGCGCUUCGUUUAAUUCGAAGGCUUUUACAGUGGACCCCCGAUCGCCGUUUGGACGUUGCUCGAAUUGAGAAGCACGCGUUUUUUAAGGAACGAAUCGACGAAGUAACAGGGGAAUCGUUCUUCGCGAACGAAGGUUGGACGUGCCCAAACGAUGCGUCCAGUUUCGUGUACGAGUUCUCGGACGAAUGCGCGGAACGAUGCAAAAAUGCGGAAUGCGUCUAG
Messenger RNA from Bathycoccus prasinos, 3915 nucleotides. RefSeq lists its product with no specific name. Gene Ontology annotation, molecular function: protein kinase activity; ATP binding; protein serine/threonine phosphatase activity. The transcript has a single exon. NCBI's taxonomy places the organism in Eukaryota, Viridiplantae, Chlorophyta, Mamiellophyceae, Mamiellales, Bathycoccaceae. The record is from RefSeq and is a predicted model, not a curated record. Gene Ontology annotation, biological process: protein phosphorylation; protein dephosphorylation. The coding region runs from base 1 to 3915 and encodes 1304 amino acids.